AACCGCCUUCCAAAAAACACAAGAAACAUAAAAAGCACAAACAUAAAAGAGAGAUGAAACAAGAACAAAACAGCGGCCUGUUGUCCCCUAAAACAUCAAUCAAGCUCAAACUGAAGAUUGGUGGAGAGACUAUGGGAACCAAAAAUUGUGAUGAACCAUACAAUUCACAUGUUGUUUUUGAUGAGCCAGUUAUCAGACGUGUGGUGAGAAAGACGUCAAAGAAGGCUGGUAGCGAUGAUCAGUACGAGACGUCGGAUGAAGAGCGAUGGCUGGAUGCCCUGGAGAAAGGACAUCUCAACAGCUACGGAGAAAUUGGAAAGAAGGACCCAGCUUUGUUAACAGCUCGACAGAAAGCCUUGUUGCAUGGGAGCCAGACAGAUGAACUGCUUCAGUUGCCUUCAGGUUAUAAAACAGUCGAGCUCACAGAUGAACAGAAAAAAAGACGACAAGAAAAGGCAAAACGAAGGCGGCAACAAGCAAAUGAGAAAAUCGAAAUUGACAAGAAUCAAACAGUUCACAAGCUGCUAAAGAAGCAAGACAGCAAAAACAAGAGAGUUGCCAAGGCUCGUGGUGGAAAGCGCAGCAACAGUCCCAGAGUUGUCUACAGAAAUGCUCUAGACAGAAUCACAAUCUGCAUGCCGCCGGAUGUGCCUUUCCCGCUGGCACCCCAGACUGCCAGACCUUACCCGGAGGCUGCGCUGUGUGGUGUGGAUGGCUGCAGAAACAAGAAGACAUCCAUCUGCUCCAAGACUUUAGUUCCUGUGUGCAGUUUGCAGUGUUAUAAGAAAAACCUGGCCAGAUGGACAGCUUCACAAAUCUUAGACACCCCCGGCUAG
Messenger RNA from Candidula unifasciata, 836 nucleotides. The record is from the annotation of a GenBank genome assembly. Lineage: Eukaryota; Metazoa; Mollusca; Gastropoda; Stylommatophora; Geomitridae.